Molecule: messenger RNA, 1117 nt
Organism: Vitis riparia (riverbank grape)
Lineage: Eukaryota; Viridiplantae; Streptophyta; Magnoliopsida; Vitales; Vitaceae
Exons: 4
Coding region: 195-800 (201 amino acids)
Source: RefSeq, a predicted model, not a curated record
UGACCGGUAACCACCCGCGUGUAAAGUUCGAAGUCUUCGUCAGGCAGGAUUGUGCCAUUGUGGUCAAAUCUUCGAACCUUAGCCUGCAACUUCCUUUAUUUUCCCUAUUUCUGUCUACUUCUCCUUUUAAGGUUUUUCCUUGAUCUUCUCAGCUUUCCCAUACUUUCUCGCAGCCCAGAAAAUUGAGGGAAAUCAUGGGGUUCUCUAAAGAAGACAAGUCCAGAAGGGUUCUCAGAGGAUUCAAGACUCUGUUUUUUCUGAUCACCAUGGUGGUUUCAUUUCUUCUCUUCUCCGCCCCUGUUCUAGUGGUGAUCGCCGAUACUCUCCUCCCUUGUGCUCUCAUCUCCGCCUCUCUCUCCCCUUCGUCCCUUUCCCUCGAGACCCUCUACUCCAAUCUCAGCAACUACGAUUUCCGGUAUUCGAUCAUAGAUGUGCCCCUCACCUCCAUUGUCCGCUCAGCUGUGAUUCUAUGUGUGUACAGUUUCUGCGAUGGGCCUCGCCUUUCGAGAGGGCCGUACCUGGGGAUUACAACAAUGUGCAGCGUCUCAUCUUUGGUGUUCGUUUCGCUGAAAGCCUCGUAUGUUUUCAGUGGGUCGAGCACUGAUCAAGGUGCCAUUGAAGCGGCUCUGUUCAUAUGCUCGGUGGUGUUGGCCGUGGCCCAUAUAUUUGUGGCUUAUAGGAUCAGUUGUAGAGAAAGAAGAAAGCUUCUCGUUUACAAGAUUGAUAUCGAAGCUGUAUCAGCUUACAAAAAGGGGUUCCCUCGCUACCAAAAGAUUCUACAAGAAGAGAGAGUGAAGUGAUAAUCAGAAUGAACAAAACCAUUAAUUUAUAUUCUUUUAGCCUGACCCUCUUCGUCACCCAUCUGGCUCCGGUUUCAGAUGGUUCAUUCCAAGGGAAAUCAGAAGCCUGGUGACGAGAGGAAUAGCUGCUAAGAAGCCAAUACAAAUUGUAAACUAGUAGUUGUGUCUCAUCAUAGAGGCUAUGAUUUUGGUUAUAUCUAUAGAAUGUACAUGAUUUUACAUAUAUAUGGAAAAAGGUAAAUGAGUCAAAAGAACAGCCAAAGAAUGGCCAAAGGCAUUCUUAUGAGCUUUUUCAGCUAUUACAGCUCCAAUGAAAA